Molecule: messenger RNA, 3108 nt
Organism: Gryllus bimaculatus (two-spotted cricket)
Lineage: Eukaryota; Metazoa; Arthropoda; Insecta; Orthoptera; Gryllidae
Source: the annotation of a GenBank genome assembly
AUGUUUCUUGAUGUCUUAGUUCCAUCCAGGGAUGAAGAUGAGCCCAGCCCAAUGCCGUAUUCAAUAAAGCAAGAAAAUAUAGAUGAAGAGGAGUUGGAACCUCCAGUUGCUGUGCUCGUUGAGCCAAUCAAGAAGCACGAGGAAGUUUGUUUCAAGGAAGAGACGGAUCCUCUUGCUCCUGACUGUGAUAGUGUUGCUACUGCGUCAAUAAAACUAGAGGACGGGUUCAAUGUUUCAGAGGACGAGGACCAGGCGAUGAAGUUAGCACGAAGCCAGGGGCCUUGCACGAGCGCCAGCCGCGGCGUCUGCGGAGCAUCUCCCAGCGCGUCCAGCGACCCUGCUCUUCCCACGCUGGAUGCAGAGCGCCAAUAUUCCAAGGCUCUCGCACUUCACAAGCAGCGGCACAAGUUGGAGAGGCCUCAUCCGUGUGACGUGUGCGGGAAGGCUUUCACUACCGCAGCAGCUGUCGCCCUUCACAAGCGCGGGCACAAGGGGAAGCUAAAGCGCGCGCAAACAUCCGACGUGACCAGAAAACCACUUGUGAAGGCAGCUACUCGUGCUAUUCACAAACGCAGUAACACGAGGACGGGGCCUCAUUCAUGCAACGUGUGCGGGAACGGCACUCUCAUCCAGCACAAGCGCAUUCACACAGGAGAGUGUCCGUUUUCAUGUAAUGUGUGUGGCAAACGUUUCAAAGAAUCGGGCGCUCUCGUCAAUCACAAGCGUACUCACACGGGAGAACGACCGUAUGCAUGCCAUGUGUGUGGAAAAGGUUUUAGUGGCUCAAGUAACCUCGCCAGGCACAAACGUACGCACACUGGAGAGAGGCCGUUUUCAUGUGAUCUGUGCGGAAAGUCUUUUAAGGAGUCGGGCACCCUGGCUGAGCACAAGCGCACUCACACGGAAGAGGAUAUUAAAAUUAAAAUGGAACAGGCUGAAGAUGAGCCCAGCCCAGUACCGUAUUCAAUAAAGAAAGAAAUUAUAGAUGAAGAGGAGUUGGAACCUCCAGUUGCUGUGCUCGUUGAGCCAAUCAAGAAGCACGAGGAAGUUUGUUUCAAGGAAGAGACGGAUCCUCUUGCUCCUGACUAUGAUAGUGUUGCUACUGCGUCAAUAAAACUAGAGGACGGGUUCAAUGUUUCAGGCGCCGAGGGCUCUCCGCCGUCAGAGGACGAGGUCCAGGCGAUGAAGUUAGCACGAAGCCAGGGGCCUUGCACGAGCGCCAGCCGCGGCGUCUGCGGAGCAUCUCCCAGCGCGUCCAGCGACCCUGCUCCUCCCACGCUGGAUGCAGAGCGCCAAUAUUCCAAGGCUCUCGCACUUCACAAGCAGCAGCGCAAGAAGCGAAAGCGCGCGCAAACAUCCAACGUGACCAGAAAACCACUUGUUGAGGCAGCUACUCAAGCCAUUCACAAACGCAGUAUCACGACGAAGGGGCCUCAUUCAUGCGACGUAUGUGGGAAGGUUAUCACAACCUUAAGCAACCUCAUGACCCACAAGCGAGUACAUACAGGAGAACGUCCAUAUGCUUGCGAUGAGUGCGGAAAGGCUUUUAAUCAGUCAUGUGACCUCACCAGGCACAAGCGCAUUCACACGGGAGAGAGGCCUUAUUCAUGCAACAUGUGCGGGAAGGGUUUCACUACCUUACGCAACCUCGUCACACACAAGCGCACACACACUGGAGAACGGCCAUAUGUAUGCGAUGUUUGCGGUAAAGCUUUCAGUUGUUUAAACAGUCUGAUCUGUCAUAAGCGAACACACACUGGAGAGCGGCCGUAUUCAUGUGAUGUGUGUGGAAAGUCUUUUAAGGAAUCGGGCACCCUGGCCGAGCACAAGCGUACUCACACGGGUGAGCGGCCGUUUUCAUGCGAUGUGUGCGGAAAUGGUUUUAAAACAUCAAGCAACCUCACCGUGCACAAGCGCACUCACACGGGAGAGCGUCCGUAUUCAUGUAAAGUGUGUGGAAAUGCUUUCAAAGACUCUGGCACUCUAGCCAAGCACAUGCGCACUCACACGGGAGAGCGACCGUAUUCAUGCGAUGUGUGUGGAAAAGCUUUUUCAGAAUCAAGCAACCUCACCGUGCACAAGUUCUCGCACAAGGGACAUCAACCGAUUGGCUGUGACGCGUGCUCCCUUCGCUUCAGUAGGAAGUCCGCGAUGAUAUCUCACUGGCAACGCUUUCACGUGACAAAGUGAACUUUGCUGUAGCUGUCCACUAUUGCAUCCUCAGUGUAGAGUAAAAUUAAAUUACAAAGUUAAUUGAAAUUGGUAUGUACGUGGUACAUGUAAAAUGUGAGAAUGUAGAGUCAUUUCUAUCUCCAUAACUGUUUAUAAACUAGUAAAUUGCACUUCAAGAUCGUCUGUAUGUUCUGAAGCAUUUAAAAUAAUAUUUUUAUAUGAUUAUGUAAUUCAUCAAAAUAUGUGAACAAAUUACUUUUAAAAACAAUUGAACUAAAAAUAAUCCUGUAUUAAACCGAAAAUAGCCAGUUCAAUCUUGUAAUGAUUUUUAAAUUCUUUCAUGGUAAACAAUCAUAAUUUUGUGUAAGAAAUAACCAUUAAAACUUAAUCAACACAAACCUAUACAAAUAAGUUAAAAACAAUGUUCAAAAUAGUGUGAACUGACAAAAUACAAACUUCAAUAGCUAGUUUUCCAAACUGCAAUAUAUAUACAAUAAGUGCUGAAAGAAAACUCAAAUAAAUUUAACAGUGAAAUGCAAAUUUUAUUAUCCGACUGCAUGAACGCAAAAGGUUUUGUCAUGCCAUUUAUCAUUGCCAUUACUCACCGUCAGGUUUUUUGACUGAGUUCUCAGAUUUUGUUAAUAUUUUAGUAUAUGAAUACAGUGUUUAUGCUCUAAUGAACAAUUGAAAGACAACUUAUACUAUUUAUGUUUUCACGGGUUUACAACGAUUACGGGGUGAACGUGGAGGAUGAUAAUACACUUAACCCGUCGAUGCACCGAAUAAGAAUAUUACACUUACGCUUCAAUGGCCUCUGAGCCCCCCCUCCUAAUCACCACGCGUUAAGAGGAUUCCCCCGCCCCCAAAUUUAGCAACUGGAUUUAUCCUCUUUUUCGUUAACAGGGAACUGGAAUAAGAGGUUUUCUGCCGAAAAUU